CAUGCCAUUUAUGAGGGGAACGCUACUUGCGUAAACAGGGAACGGCUUUGAGCCUUUGAGGAAUUUGGGAAGACGAAACGACGCCGGUUCUACGACGACGCACCGGUUUGAGACCUGCUCAGGCUCUACCAAAAUCAACCUCUGCCUCUCUAGCUCAUGAAUUUCUGAUAGAGCGCAUAUAUAUAUAUAUAUAUAGAGAGAGAGAGAGAGAGAGACAAUGGGAACGAGGACGAAUCUGUACAAGAACCCUUCCAUAGCCUACAAGAGAGACUUUAGUCUCUCCUCCGUCCUUCAAAACCUUAGAGCUUACAAUAUUGCCACUGGAAAUGCUCCUUUUGCCGAAGAACAACCACACGGUGAUAACAUAAGGGCGUCACAGAAACGACACCGUGACCUGAAACUGUCGCAUAAUCCAACCCGUGUAAUCGAGGAGAAAGAUGAACCCAUGUCUCAUAAGGACUACAUCGCAAAAAGAAGGAAAGAAAUUAGUUUGACCCAAGUUCGCGAGGAACUGACUGCAGAUGUUUUGGGAACUUCUAAUUCCGGUGCAAAUUUAGUGGGAUAUGAAAGUGAUGAAAGUAGUUCUUCAGGACGUGAAGGAAUGCAAGAUCCUUCAAAUUCAGGUCCCAUGAAGGAGUUUGAUCAUGAUCAUGUUAAGAGCAGAAAUGAGCAACGUUUUCCUGAUCCAGGAGAGCCAGUUUGUGUAGUAUGUGGCAGAUAUGGAGAAUAUAUAUGCAAUGACACCAACGAUGAUAUCUGCAGCUUGGAGUGCAAAGCAGACCUCUUGCAAAUUCUUAGACUUGAUAAGGGACCCUCAAGUGACCAAAAUCCAGAUGUCUCCUCAUCUGGACAUAACGGCACCUUGCCGUUGCCUGAGUUUGGGAAGGACACUUGGGAUUAUAACCGCCAUCGCUGGUCCAAAAGAAGAUCUAGUCUUUGUACUUUCGAAUGUUGGAAAUGUCAGAGGCCUGGACACCUUGCUGAGGAUUGUCUGGUAAUCUUUAACCAAUUGACAGUGGGGCAAAGCAAGUCAAGUUCAAUAACUGGUGAUCUUCUUGGACUGUACAGAAGAUGCCACCAGAUAGGAAAAAACUUGUCAACUGCAAAUUGCAAUGCAUGCCGCAGCUCAUUAAGUUUGGCUACAUGCCUUGAAUGUAGUACUGUCCUCUGUGACAACUCAGGCCACUUGAACGAGCAUAUCAAGACACACCCAUCACAUCAACAUUUUUACUCGCAUAAACUCAAGCGUCUGGUGAAAUGCUGCAAAUCAACAUGCAAGGUGACUGAUAUCAGGGAUCUUUUGGUUUGUCACUACUGUUUCAAUAAGGCCUUCGACAAGUUCUACGAUAUGUACACCGCAACUUGGAAAGGAGCCGGGCUUUCUAUCAUCUGGGGUUCUAUUUGCUGUGAAGAUCACUUUUCUUGGCACCGGAUGAAUUGUUCGAGUGCAGAUGUGGAAGACAGUGCAUAUAUUAUCAGUAAGAAUGCCCAGAAAGACAAGCAUGUUCAGCUUAGUGACUUCAUUUUCUGAAGGGAUCAUUAAACCAAAUUUUAUUUU
Juglans microcarpa x Juglans regia is the source of this 1558-nucleotide messenger RNA. RefSeq lists its product as uncharacterized. The record is from RefSeq and is a predicted model, not a curated record. NCBI's taxonomy places the organism in Eukaryota, Viridiplantae, Streptophyta, Magnoliopsida, Fagales, Juglandaceae. Gene Ontology annotation, biological process: chromatin remodeling. Bases 218 to 1531 code for a protein of 437 amino acids. Gene Ontology annotation, cellular component: Swr1 complex. The transcript is spliced from 15 exons. Gene Ontology annotation, molecular function: nucleic acid binding; zinc ion binding; nucleosome binding.